This is a messenger RNA of Biomphalaria glabrata, 3136 nucleotides long. RefSeq names its product dolichyl-diphosphooligosaccharide--protein glycosyltransferase subunit 2-like. Bases 144 to 2135 code for a protein of 663 amino acids. Lineage: Eukaryota; Metazoa; Mollusca; Gastropoda; Planorbidae. The record is from RefSeq and is a predicted model, not a curated record. The transcript is spliced from 20 exons. Gene Ontology annotation, cellular component: oligosaccharyltransferase complex; membrane. Gene Ontology annotation, biological process: protein N-linked glycosylation.
AAAAAAAAUAAAGAAAUAUAAAAAAUGCAUUUCUGUUUGUAAUAGCAUUAUAUUUUUCACAAUUAUUUCUGUUCAAUUAUAUUGAAAGUAUUUAUUGAAAUAUUUUGGAUAUUCGAUUACGUUCAUUUCCAACGUCAAUAAACAUGGCGAAAGUUUUAUCAAUUAUUGGAGUAUUAGCUAUUGCUGUUGUUGGUCAAGCUUUGACCCCAUCAUCAUUUUUGACCACAAUAGACCAAAAUAGGCUGAAAGCAGUUUUUGAAGCAGCUUCACCAUACAGUGACACACAGGCUGCACAUUAUUCUAUCUUGGGUCUGAAACUCUUAGGUGCCACUAUUCCUAAUGCUCAGGAUGCCUGUAAAGAUAUAUCGAAGUUAUUAGAUGGAACAAAUGUAGCCUCUAUAUAUUAUGGGGCCACAGCUGCUGAAGCAUUGGGAAACUGUAAAAUUGAAGUGCCUGAGUUUAAGAAAACUUUAACAGAUGCUAUUAAAGAAGAUUCCAGUGUACAGGAUAUAACAUUUGCUUUUCUGGCACUUAAAAGUUUAGGUCUUCCAGCUGAUGAUAAUGCUGUCAGUAAGGCCUUACUUGCUGCGCUAAAUACAGAUGAUUCACCAUCAAGUCAUGGCUAUGCAUUUUUAGCAGCAUCUCAGCUGACUGGAGAUAUUAGUAAAUUUGUUGAUAAUAUUGAAGAUGUAGUAGCCCAGGCAGAUGAAGUAGAUGACAAGUAUUUACAAUUUGAAGGUGGUCUUUUUGCUACAGCUCUAGUUGUGGACAGUGCUUAUAAAUUGGCUGAGAAAAACAAUAAAGCUCCAACAAUAGCUCAGGAUAAAGUUCUGAAGUUUGCCAACUAUUUCCUUAGCCGUAGACAUGUUCAUCAACUUAAAUCAGCAUACUACUUCCUCUCUGCUAUCAAGACAUUGACCACCAAUAAAUUCCAUGUACCAGUUGCUGUUACUCUAGCUAGUCCAGUUGCUGUAACACAGACUGAGCCAUCAGUCAGAGUUCAAGUGACAGACCUUUUGGGUGGUAACCUAGGAGAAAUGACUGUGACAGCUGACAGUGCCAGACAUUUGGAAGAUGGAGCAGUUGUUCUUAGCAAAAAGCAGUUCAGCCCUUCAUCUGCUGACAAAUCCAUUUUUGAACUAAAUUUCCUUGAAGCUAAGCCAGCAAAAGGUUUCUACAAGCUAACAAUCAGUGUUGCCCCUAAAAAAGCUGAUCCUAGACUUAUUGGAACAACUGGUGCUGAAGUGGAAGUAAAAGUGACAACUAAAAUUUCAAUAGAGAAUGUUGAAAUAGGAGUUGCAGACAAAGACCAGGCCACAGCUGCUCGCACAACUAGGCUAGUACAUCCCAACAAAGCUGCUUCAGUUAUUGAGGCAGACUAUCACCAGAAAAUCGUGAUGAAGUUUCAGUUGAAGGACAAGGCCACUGGCCAACUCAUGACUGCUCAUCAGGCAUUUGUUCGCCUGACCAACACUGAAACCAAGCAAGAAAUUAUUUUUGUCACUGAGGCUGAUAACACUUUGACUAGCAAGUUCGAUUUGGAUGUUGGCAGCAGUGCUAAAGAGUUUGCCUCUGUGUCUGGUAAAUACAACAUGGAACUCAUCAUUGGUGAUGCUGUUAUUGAGAAUCCAUUUUCUUGGCUUGUUGCUGAUGUAUCAAUUACUUUCCCUGAAUCUGGAGAUGUCCCUGCUGACUCAUCCAGUCAAUAUGCUAAGAAGCCAGAAAUUAAGCACAAAUUUAAUGAACCAGAGAAGCGUCCACCAGCUACAGUGUCUAUUGCAUUCACAGCUUUAGUUUUGUUACCACUUCUGAUUUUACUAGUCCUGUGGAUAAGGAUUGGAGUAAACAUCUCCAACUUCCCCCUUUCUCUUAGUGCUGUAGGGUUCCAUAUUUGCCUUGGAGCCAUCUUUGGCCUGUAUUACUGCUAUUGGACUCAGCUGAACAUGUUCCAAACACUUCGCUGGUUGGGUGUUAUAGCUGUUCCGACAUUUUUCUUUGGAAAUCGUUUAUUAAGUGCUUUAGCAUCUAAAAGGUUGAAGCUACCAGCCAUUAUAUCCACUCAUACCAUAGUGGUCAAACCUGUAAAUCAGUCAAACAAACAUAAAAAAAAAGAGGGAAUUGCAAAACAUGCUUGACAAGUGAAUUAAUUCUAUCAUCAACAUCACACCAACAGAUUUGUUUGCAGAGUGAUUUAACACCUGACCUCAUCUCAUUGAUCCAAUAGUUUCAGUUUGAAUAGAAUGUGGUUUAGUUUAGUGUUAGUGAAUCUGAUAGUAAUGUAGUAUGUCAAUGUAUUAAUACAUACAAAUGUAAGGCAAACAUAUACUCAACAUACAUAUAUAUGUAUAUGUUGAGUAUAUCAUUACAGUGGUAUCACAUUAUUAUAGUUACCUGACUGAUAAUUUAUAUUUUUGGUUGAUUCAAUAACUAGUUGGUUAAAUGCUACCUAUUUGAUCUGGUUUGUAUAAGCUUUAUGAAAACUAUUGCUGAUACAUAUUUUUAAUGAUUUCAUUAUGUUUAUUUUCUAUAAGUGUUUUGCAAUCUGAGUUACAUUUACUUUUCAGUAAUAAAAAAAAAGUGUGUGUGUGCAUGUUUAAUAGAGUGAGAUGAAAUAGUGAAGUAUUUUUCAAAAUGAAGACCUUGUUGAAAGUUUGCUCUGAGAAAAAUAAAAGGCUGAGAAAUGCUGUUAUGUGAAUGGAAACAAUUGGUUCAUAUUUUGGAGAACAAUCUUGAGGUUUCUGUUCUAGUAAAUAGGACUGACUCUUGAUACAUUCUUGAAAAAUUGUUGUUAAGUCUUUUAUUCUUGUGAUGCACAAAAUAUAAACCUGAGUCUGUAUCGCUGUAAGCAGCUUAAGGGCAUUUCAUCACUCUGCAAAUAAAUUUCCAUACUGUAUUAUUUAAAUAAUGAUAAUAAACAAAAAAAAGUAUGCAGUUAUUUUGAAUACAUAUAUUUUGAUCUGCACAGUACCAGUUGUUGACAGCAGAGUUGUUUUAUGUAUGUGUGUGUAUGUUGAAGUCUGAAGAAUUAACUUUUUGUGAUAAUUCUGCAGGCUAGAUGUAUUUUUUAAACAAUUGCUUGUUGUUUCUCCUCAUAUUAGUUGUUACGUUUCAAUAAAUGUAUUUUAUGUUAUUUAAA